This is a messenger RNA of Dioszegia hungarica, 1392 nucleotides long. RefSeq lists its product as uncharacterized. The record is from RefSeq and is a predicted model, not a curated record. The transcript is spliced from 8 exons. Lineage: Eukaryota; Fungi; Basidiomycota; Tremellomycetes; Tremellales; Bulleribasidiaceae. The coding region runs from base 1 to 1392 and encodes 463 amino acids.
AUGAUCCGUAGCCGGGCGCUGUUGGCAGUCACAGCUAUACCCGCAAGCGUGCUCAUCCUAUAUACUUGGCACCCAUGGCAAAAUUUCAGUCGGAUCGACUGUCGAAGAGGGCGCCAGCAAUUCGAGCGGGAGUAUGGUCGUGCGAAUCUCAGGCUAUCAAGGGGCUCCCUGUACCGGCUGAAAAAGUUCAUGGAUAAGGUCGCGAAGGGAGAGUCAUUGACCAUCUCUGUGGUCGGUGGAAGCGUCACCCGCGGGCACCAUGUUUGGACAGAAGAGAUCUGGUUCUCGCGCUUGGUAGAGUGGAUCCGAUCAGUAUCUCCCAGAAAAGCGAAUCACAUCUCUGUAAACGGGGCUACCGCAGCUACUGGCUCCGACUACUUUUCUUACUGCUACCCGCUGCAUAUCCCCUCCGACUCGAAUCUGGUGCUCAUCGAGCUGGGGAUCAACGAUUCAGCAUGGGAAGGGCAUAUCGUCAAUCUAGAGAAUCUGCUGCGUGGACUGUUGGAGAUGGAGUCGAAACCAGCGGUGAUUGUGGUCGAGGCGAUGGCGUUCGCGAAUGGAGGGGUGGGCGGAGGUGGAGGAAGGAUGCAUCUACCUGUUGCUCAGUACUAUGGUAUGUCUUUCUGCUGCCAGCGACACCCUCUAGCCAGCCAUUUCGGACGAUAUCCGGAACUGCUACGCGUCUACUUCUCGCAAAACUACUGGGGAGAUCCCGAUACCUGGCACCUCAACGCUCGCGGCCACUACGACCUCGGGAUGCUCAUCGCUAGUUUACUCCUCGAUGUAGCCUGCUCUCCUCCGCCCAUCGAUCCAAUACCCCCAGAAGCCAGUCUACCGUGGGGAGUAGAGGACGACCGAGUCCCGCCCGUCCUACCAGGCCGUUUCAUGAACUCUACCGAACUAGACACCCUUCCUCGUCUGGGCGUCCUGGACGGCUGGGACCCGGACACGGAGCAUCGUCGGCCUACCUGGAGGCCCAUAUGUGUAUCGGAACAAUCGCCAGACGCCACCACGUCGCUGCAUCCGGUGAUGAAUGACGGAUGGGUGCAUUGGGAAGAUCCGGAUGGUCAGACCAAGCCUUACUUGACAACUCAAACACCCGGGGCGCGGGCGACAUUUGAGAUUGAGGUAGGGGAUGUGGGGCGGGUUAAAGUCUAUUCGAUGCGAAGUAGGGAUCUGGGGCUGGGUUUGGUACGGUGUUGGGUGAAUCAGGAUGAAGAUCAGGCUGUCAAGGUUGUCGGUUACUGGGAUAAUGAUGCGAGUAUCGGCCGAUUGGCGGUUGUGAGAGAAGGGGUGGCGCCGGGCUUCCACACUGUCACUUGCGAGUUGCUAGAGGAGACUGCAGACCCAGGUGGGGGACAUGAGUUUAGGAUGAUAGCUAUCAUGAGGUGA